AAUGGUUCAUAACUGGGUAAUUAUUAGUUUAGGGGUAAAGUGCAACAAGCCGGGAUGCAGGGUGGGGUCAUUGGAGGCAUCUGUCUCCUUGCCUUCCUGUUAUCUAAAGGCAGAGCUGAAGAAACAAAUGGUUUAAAUGACAAUAAAUUAGAAAAUCCCAGUGAUCUCAAAAAUGAAUUAGUUGUAACUGAAUCUAACUCUCAAGAUGAUGAUGAUGAUGACAGAUCGGGAGCAAUAUCGCAAAGUGCUUCUCGUAAUGUUGGAGGAUCCAGUUUGCCACAAGCAGAAGCUGGAGUCAAUAGUGAUAGUGGCUUGUACAACCCCGGAGCUAACUCGUAUCCAUACUCACCAUCCUACUCCUACAGUUCUGGAGUUAAUUUACCCCGACCACAAGCUGACACCGGAGCGGAUAAGCAAGGACCCGCUGCUGGUGGUGUGAUUAAUCAAUAUAGUCUGGGUCCGUAUGAUUAUCCAUCUGAGUCACCUUUUCGCCCAGGUUACAACAAGGCAACAUAUGAAGGUUCUUCCGGCACAUUUUCCACUCAGCAAAGUUCACCGAUCGCAUUCGAAGAUGCAAAGUCCAGAACCAUACUGCCACACGAAUAUAUAUUCCCAAAUAAAAUGCCCGGAGGUGAAAAUGUAAUUCAGUGUACAAAAGAAAAUGAGUUUCAUCAUUUUUGGUCUGAAGGCGUCGAUUGUAUGACCUGUAUUUGUGUUAACGAGUAUGGAGUCCUGACCCCUGUCUGUGCGAGUUGUGGUGGAUGCCGUAAACCUUCUCCAUAUCAUCCAGAAUAUAUCCCAGAACUACCAGUACCCAUUCCAGUCAAACCCGCGACUCCUGAGACUAUCCCAAUGAUUCCAGAACCAUAUUCACCAGAGCCAGAGAGACCUAAUCCGGAACCAAAUUUGGAAAUUCCCACUCCAGAGCCAUAUCCCAAGUAUCCAGCCCCUAUUCCAGGCCCUUCACCUCUCCCAGACAGUUUUCCAGAGCCGAUCCCAACACUGCCACCGCAACCGGCUGAAGCAUCAUGUAGUCCUCUACCCAAUGGUCAACCGUUUACAAACCCACUGCACCCGUGUCAGAUAUGCACAUGCAAAGAAUCUGACGUGUCUGGAAAUGUUGACGUCCAGAUCGAAUGCAAAGAGAAUCCUCAAUGCAUAUCACCUGUCGACUUGACUACAUUACCGCCACUGCCAGAGGUCCCAGUACCGAUACCACUGCCAAUUUGUGAGAAGUUCCCUGAACACGUGCUGUUCCCUCACCCAACCGACAACUGCAAGCUGUGCAAGUGCUCCAAGAGAGACACAGAUAACGGCAGUUCUGAGCAAGUACUUACUUGCUACCCUCAUCCUGAUUGCAUACCUAAACCGGAACCAGCCACGGAGGCAGUCCCUUCUCUUCCUAUGCCAUUAGAUCCUCAACGAGUAAAACCAGCUCCUGAACCAGAACUGAUACCAUCAGAGCCUUUAAAAGGGCAGUUGGAGCCAAUAGAACCUGUUCCAUUACCAGAGAUUGUUACGAUAGAACCUUUACCGUGGCCUCCUAUAACGACAGUGUCGCCAGGACCCCCACUGCCGAUGCUGGCUCCACCACCUGGCCCGCUUCCAGGUCCAUCGCCACACGAAUCCUGCCGGCCAUAUCCCCCGAACCAAACGUUCCAGCACCCUUGGGAUGAAUGCCAGAUCUGUUUGUGCACGGAAGCCACCGCGGUCGGCAUGGUCACCGUCGAAGUCAACUGCUACACCAAACCAGCAUGCUGCAUAGAACCACCGGAACCAGUGAAAUCUGCAAUUUCAGGCUACUCCAGGCAGUAUGCAGCAGUUGCCCCUGAUGCACAAAGUUUAUCAGCUGCUACCAGCACUUUUAGACCACCAUCGAUAUAUCCAUCUUAUACUCCAAGAACCGUUAAUUACCCUGGAACCAACCAAGUCAGUGCGGCCGACGGUCUGAAGCAGGGAUACUCUAUCCAGACGUAUCCUAUGCUACAGACAGAUACAGGCUACGUCGAACCACCACCUCACUAUCCAUAUCAACGAAACUACCAGCCUCCAUUCGUAAACCAAGAAUAUCCUGAGUAUCCUCCAAGAAUAAAAGUACCACCUGCGUCGUAUAAACCCAAUCAAUUCGCCUAUCCACCAAACUACCAAUAUGCACCAGGGGAUGCAAUGGAAAAUAAUUACGCAGGGCCUCAAGGGCAUUACCAACCAUAUGAUCCGAGAUUCCAGACAGUACCCAGCGCAUAUCCAGCUCCUACUAUGUACCAGAGGCCUAACUAUGACAGACCUCCAGUGUAUCCACCUGCACCAAGCAGAGAUGUAUAUGGAAAACCUAACCAGAAGCAGAUUGGAGCAAACGUUCAAAAUGUACAAUCAAAUUAUUUAGGCAAUGCAGUGAGAACGAUAUCUGAUGACGAUGAACCAGAUGACUCGUAGAAUACCCACAUAUUUUUCUACAUUUAAUGUGAUAUUAUUUAGUUAAGGAAGACGACACGGCUCGACAAUGGCUUCACGAGUAGUUUCUUAAGUGUGCACAGCAAAAGAUGUUUUAAAUCAUAUUUAUUAAAUGG
Spodoptera litura is the source of this 2567-nucleotide messenger RNA. NCBI's taxonomy places the organism in Eukaryota, Metazoa, Arthropoda, Insecta, Lepidoptera, Noctuidae. The record is from RefSeq and is a predicted model, not a curated record.